AUGAAUGUGUUAUGUGGUGUAUGGCUAUUGUUUUCAUUAAUAAUAUCAUUUUUACAAUUACUAACUCUAUCUCAACCGGAAUGGAUUGUUAACGGAUAUAAUAUUCAAGGAUUGUUUGUGGUAUGCAGCUCGUACGAAUGUGUACUUCGACCCACGUCAGAUCUUCUGCCUUUCUUCUGUAAUUUGAUUGGAACAAUGCUUUUUGCACUAUCAUCAUUAGCGCUGAUUCCAAUCUUACUUUGCUCACACAAUGCUAAGCCUAUCCAAUUUCUGGCUAACAUCCAAAUAGUCGCAGCUUUGCUCAUGACAAUCUGCCUCUUUACCAUCACACAGAACAUGUCAGACAUAGAUUGUACUAUUUCGCAACUUCUUCGAUCUUCAUAUUGCAGAAUUGGAUGGGCGAUGGCAGUGUCUGCCAUCUGCUGCAUGUUAUCGAUAUGUUGCCCUGUAUUCGGAAAACUUGUUGCUGACCAACGCAAGGAAUAUCGCUUACUACGAUCUCGAGAACAUUAUAUAUGA
Auanema sp. JU1783 is the source of this 519-nucleotide messenger RNA. NCBI's taxonomy places the organism in Eukaryota, Metazoa, Nematoda, Chromadorea, Rhabditida, Rhabditidae. The record is from the annotation of a GenBank genome assembly.